Molecule: messenger RNA, 785 nt
Organism: Folsomia candida
Lineage: Eukaryota; Metazoa; Arthropoda; Collembola; Entomobryomorpha; Isotomidae
Product: chymotrypsinogen B
Exons: 4
Coding region: 205-759 (184 amino acids)
Biological process (GO): proteolysis
Molecular function (GO): serine-type endopeptidase activity
Source: RefSeq, a predicted model, not a curated record
CAAAUGCAUAGGUAGUUACAUACAUAAUGUUAUGCAUAGAUGACACGGAAACGGGAGGUUAAGAUUUUUUGUUUGAAAUGUUACCCUUCAACGAAGGCUAUGUACAGAUUGUUGUCUGCACAUUUCACUUGUAAAAUUGUUCGCAGAAAUACGUACUUGGUAAUUUACUGACGAGAAACAAAAUAUAAACCUUUACUUACUAUCAUGGGUAUACGAAUUCCUAGAGUUGUAAAUGGAGCACCUACUUUUUCACCCUUCCAAGUAACCAUCAUGGACACCGAGACCAACACACAAUUUUGUGGAGGGGCAAUUCUGAACAUUUUCUUCGUCCUGACCGCUGCCCACUGUUUUUACGAACGAAGAAAAAUUGGAAACGACACAUUUCCUCGACUUUAUAGUCGGAAUCUGGAUAAAAUUCGUAUCGUUGGGGGAAAAUACAGCCUUCAAUGGCCAGAUGAUACAGCACAAGUUCGACUUAUCGAAAAUGUGUACACUCAUCCUGAUUAUGUGUUUGCUACUCUGGAAAAUGAUAUUGCAUUUGCAAGACUCAAAACGCCAUUUAAAUUCAACAACUUUGUCAAUUUUAUACCAGUACCAAUAAGAGGUCGAGAGUUUACAGGCAAUCUUACCGUUUUUGGAUUGGGGGCAACAAAAAUCCUUUCAACAAAUAUCAAUGAGAAACUCGACAAGAAGCAGAAAUGCGAAUUAUUUCAAAUGCCGAGUGCAAAAGCCAACACACGAACCGUGACGAUAUCGUGACAAAUUCCAUGCUGUGUGCAAAAGGA